UUCUAUGCUGGGCAGUUUCCUCUAAGUCUGAGUUCCUCAAGGGCUGGCUCUUAGGAGCUGUUAGGAAAAUCCAUUGCCAUGCAGGAGUCGGGGGACUGUUUUUUCAUUCCACCGGAAAUUGUUAAUGGGGACUGCCUUAGUGGCCCCUUAUUGCUUUGCCUGAUAGAGAGACAGCAGGUUCACCCAAGCAAUUCUGGAGCUCUGAUCACUGCCAAUUAGGGGAGCAUUGUCUGGCUGCCACAAUCAACUUCACGUGGGGACAUGGAAGCCAUUGCCAAGUUUGACUUCACCGCCUCAGGCGAGGACGAACUGAGCUUUCACACUGGAGACGUUCUGAAGAUCUUAAGUAACCAACAGGAGUGGUUCAAGGCGGAGCUUGGGAGCCAAGAAGGAUAUGUGCCCAAGAAUUUUAUAGACAUCCAGUUUCCUGAAUGGUUUCAUGAAGGUCUCUCACGACACCAGGCAGAGAACCUACUUAUGGGCAAGGAGAUUGGUUUCUUCAUCAUUCGGGCCAGCCAGAGCUCCCCAGGGGACUUCUCCAUCUCCGUCAGGCAUGAAGAUGACGUUCAGCACUUCAAGGUCAUGAGAGACAACAAGGGUAAUUACUUCCUAUGGACAGAGAAGUUUCCAUCUCUAAAUAAGCUGGUGGACUACUACAGGACGACUUCCAUCUCCAAACAGAAGCAGAUCUUUCUGAGGGAUAGAACCCGAGAGGAUCAGGGUCACCGGGGCAACAGCCUGGACCGAAGGCCCCAGGGAGGCCCGCACCUCAGUGGGGCUGUGGGAGAAGAAAUGCGGCCUUCCAUGAUCCGGAAGCUGUCGGACCACCCGGCACCGCCUCCCUCGCAGUACUCCCCGGCACCCCCGGCCCAGCAGCACCGCUAUCUGCAGCACCCCCACUUCCACCAGGACCGCCGAGGAGGCAGCCUUGACAUAAACGAUGGGCACUGUGGCAUGGGCGUGGGCAGCGAAAUGAACGCCGCCCUCAUGCACCGGAGACACACGGAUCCCGUGCAGCUCCAAGUGGCCGGGCGAGUGCGGUGGGCCCGGGCGCUCUAUGACUUCGAGGCCCUCGAGGAUGACGAACUGGGCUUCCGCUGCGGAGAGGUGGUCGAGGUCCUGGACAGCUCCAACCCGUCCUGGUGGACCGGCCGCCUGCACAACAAACUGGGCCUCUUCCCCGCCAACUACGUGGCACCCAUGAUCCGAUGAGGCCCUUCCCGGGGCGUCAGAGGCUGUCAUCGGAAGCUGCCUGCGGGAGAAGGGCAAGGAAGAGAAGCCGGGGCCAUCUACAGAUACGCACACGGGUGCGCGCACACGCACACACCUCUGCCUGUGUGCGCGCGCAUUUUAUAGUAGUAAUUUAUUGGCGAUUUCGUUGGUUACUUAGUUGAUAUGAAAGGAAGUCAGGCGAA
Mustela erminea (ermine) is the source of this 1415-nucleotide messenger RNA. RefSeq names its product GRB2 related adaptor protein 2 (gene GRAP2). Lineage: Eukaryota; Metazoa; Chordata; Mammalia; Carnivora; Mustelidae. The transcript has 8 exons. The record is from RefSeq and is a predicted model, not a curated record. The coding region runs from base 262 to 1212 and encodes 316 amino acids. Gene Ontology annotation, molecular function: protein binding.